CCAAGAGAAAGGGAUGGAGCACCAGCAGCGGAACCCGCCAAGCCGUGCGAGCCAGCGAAUCCCGAAUCCCGAUCGAUAGGCGGCGGCGGCGGCGGGACCGGACCAUGCCGGACAAGGCGGUGGACGACGCCAUGGAGUCAGCGGUGGGGGCCCACUUCAGCGGCUUCCGCCUCGAGGCGCUGCGCCUCCCCGCCCCCUCCGGGCCCUCCUCCCCUCCCUCCGCCUCCUCCUCCUCCGCCGCCGCCGGCGCCGCAGCGGCCCUCUCCAACGGGCCCGCCGGCGCCGACCUCGCCUCCCCCUCCUCCCUCAGGCAGCCCUUCGUCAUCGGGGUUUCGGGCGGGACGGCCUCCGGGAAGACCACGGUGUGCGACAUGAUCAUCCAGCAGCUCCACGACCACCGCGUCGUGCUCGGCAACCAGGACUCGUUCUACCGUGGCUUAACUGCUGAGGAAUCUGCAAGUGCUCAGGACUACAAUUUCGAUUAUCCUGAUGCAUUUGAUACGGAGCAACUUCUUGAAUGCAUGGGGCAGUUAAAACGUGCGUUACCUGUAAAUGUUCCUAUAUAUGACUUCAAAAAUCACCGAAGAUGCUCAGAUAGCCGUCCUUGUGGAGCUGCGCCCAGAUAGCCGUCCUUGUGGAGAUGCGCCCAGAUCGGCCAUGGCGCGACCGAGCAGUGGAGGAGGGAGGGAGAGUAGGACUGUAGGAGUGCUCCAGCUGCUCCUAUGCCCCAACCACGACGUCGAUUCCACCUCGGCCACAACAAUAGCACCGGCAGUUGUGUGCUUCUUAUCUCCCUCCCCUCGCCCCUGUUUGUUUAGGUUUGGCAUCUCCCUUCCCUCACUGCCUGAUGCGCGAGGAAGACUGAAUCUUUCCUCCUUCAAGGUCGGUUUCCCGCUACUCCAACCCUAGUGCCUGCCUAUCGGACGCCAUGGAAGCAGUGAGGAAAAACAGCUGCAAACUCCGUAUGACCAUGACCGCCUAAAUGUCUUGGAGAAGGGUUUCCUCCGCUUUGGUAUACCCAGGGGCUAUUACCCCGUCACUUUGCAUCCAUGGCACGUAAUAAGUGUCUUGCUGCUGCUGCUUUUUCAAGCGAACGUGUUCUUUUCAGGCGAUGCGUAUGUGUACGUCUUUGUGUUUAUUUAGUUAUGUAGAUGGUGGUUCAGCGAUGAGGAGGUGGUGAAGAGGGGACCUCCUAUUUAAGCGUUAAAUAGGAGGGGUAUCACACAUGGUGAAGUUAUGGUCAUUCAUUGCCAUUUGUGUAUCAAGGCGAUGCACUUUUUUGUCAAAUUUCCACCAUGAGUACUCGACCACACUUGUUUUUUUUUCUGUGAUGGAGGCGGCAUACUCGGUAUCUCCCCUAGUUCAAAGAGGAAAAGCUAAUGUUUAUGCAUACUCAGUUCUUUGACCAUAGAAGUUUCACACUUCAUGCUGAUUAAUGGAACACUCGGAAUUGAGUUAAUGCUCACCUUAGUAUUUACACUUGACACCUGAACCACUAGUAAUGGAGAAAGUGCUUAGGUAGUUAAGUGAUGUAUGAGGUACAACUUUCAUAAUUUGAAAUGCUCUUUGUGAUGAAUUAAGAUAUAAUGGAGUAUGCCUUCUGGAUAUUUGCUCUCUUUGAAAAUGUAGUAUUUCUCGGCUUUAUCUGUCAACCUUUGGUAUUCUCUAUUUUUUUCCUUUUCGGAGUAGAUCAUUUGCACAAUCUCUUCACUGAUGGCUGGACCGAGUCAUAGUGCCUAAGUUAUUGUUCCUAGUGAGGUGUGUCUGACUAAUUUCAAGGAUUGGAUCAACAUCUUGUCGAUCUGAAACCAAAGACUGGCGAUCUUUAGUUCAUAAUACAAAGAGAUAUUUCCUUAGCUAAAAUAUUCUAGUUUAUUUGUCAUAACUUGUAGAGGGACAAUUAGAUUUUUUUUUUCCGUUGCAUAGCAUUUUGGUUUCAGUAGUUCUUCCUUGACUAGUAGGAACAACUAACUUUGUACUCUUGGUCUUUUCCUAAUAUAAUUUCUCCUAUUGCUGUAGGGUGCAAUCAUGUUGCUUUACAUAAUAUAUUGUUUUAUUGGACCAUGGUGUUGAUGUGCUCGUUGUGUACGGCUCAGAUUGUAUGGCCGAGAAGCUUGGCGUACAAGCAGCACGGAACCACCAUGGUUGUGCUGCCGAGCAGAGUUGUUUCCAGGUGUGCCAUCAAUGGCAGAUGGCGCGGAGACAAUGCUGUUUAACAUGAGUUUGGUCGCCAAAGCAGCUCUGCCUGGGCCGACACUCAUUCCUGCAUGGCGCCCCUGCUGGCUGCUUCUUCAAAUCCGACAUAUUUUCUUGUAUGUACCCAUGAAGGUUGUCAUGGGCUCCACAUGCGUCCUAUUGUUGGCCCUUGAGGCGGCGCCUCGGCCUUCCAUAGAGGACCGGAAGCUUGCGGUAGCAGGAGCAAAAGCAUCUCCGAGCCCUUCGGCCCUUCCUGACGAGCUGCACCUCAUAGACAAGGUCCCAGCUUGCGGUAGCAGGAGCAAAAGCAUCUCCCUUCUGUCAAGUUUUUGUGUGGAAGAAAUCUUGAUUAAAAUAAAUCUGCUUAUUUAACGAACUGUCACUUCACUUCGAUCUCAACUUGGCUAGUUUGCCGUAUCUUUUCAGUUCUAGCAGUUCACCAUUGGAAUCCAUGCUUUGUUUUUGUCGCUCUCAGGUUGCAUAUCAUGCCAAAUUGUCUCUGGCCUGCUCGCUCGUUGUUUGUUGUCUCAUUUGUCUCUCGCUAUGGAAGAAAUAUAAGAGUGUUUAUAUAGUACCCUGUUCUAGCAUUAUUGAUGAAUUGUAUUCGGAGACUAAUAUGAUGAAUUUGUAUUCGGAGACUAAUAUGAUGAAUUGUAUUCGGAGACUAA
Hordeum vulgare subsp. vulgare (domesticated barley) is the source of this 2864-nucleotide messenger RNA. RefSeq names its product uridine kinase-like protein 1, chloroplastic. Gene Ontology annotation, molecular function: ATP binding; kinase activity. The transcript has 6 exons. Gene Ontology annotation, cellular component: cytoplasm; chloroplast. NCBI's taxonomy places the organism in Eukaryota, Viridiplantae, Streptophyta, Magnoliopsida, Poales, Poaceae. The record is from RefSeq and is a predicted model, not a curated record. Bases 105 to 626 code for a protein of 173 amino acids.